ACUGAUUUGGAAAGCGGCGAUUAUACCCUAGAAAGUGGUGCAAAAAGGAAUUUUGAAGCUCUUAAGACAGCGGAAGAGCAAGAAGCAAAGGCUGCUGCAGAAGAAGAAGAGGAAUUAAAGAACAACCCUAUGAAACUACUGGAAAAGAGGACGGAGCAAAGCAAGAGAGAGAUGGACAUGGUCGAGAUCCUUGAGGAUCUUAGAGAGAUCAAUAAGCGCCAUGCAGGUCUAGAUGCUGACCGCGUGUUACUUCGUAAACUUUGGGAAGAGAAGGAUAAGCAAGAAACCGAAGAAAUUCAGCAGGAAGAGAAGUUUAUAAAUGCACUUGCGUAUCUAGGAGGUUCCAUUAGCACUCCCGGCGGAAUUUGGAACACAACCAUUAUGCUUAUGUUAAUGCCAUCGAAUGCAAUACCCACUGCCCCACUUUUGAUUCAUACUAGGAAUGGCCUAGCUUCACUCUAA
Protopolystoma xenopodis is the source of this 462-nucleotide messenger RNA. The record is from the annotation of a GenBank genome assembly. NCBI's taxonomy places the organism in Eukaryota, Metazoa, Platyhelminthes, Monogenea, Polystomatidea, Polystomatidae.